AUGUUGCCAUUUGAUUUCGCUUCAGUUUUCUUAGCGUUUCUAAUUUUCCAUGAAUCAAAAAGUGCGGCUUUGGACGGCAAUCUAGAAGGCGAUUCGGAAUACCUUGAUUUUCGGGACUCAAUUUGCUAUCCGUCGCCGACACAUUCAUUAAAUUUCCCAGAAACCGUUUCCUCGCUGGCGCAGGCAUCUCAAGAUUGGUGGUGUCCUCCUCAAAAGGAAUUCUCAUGGCUGGGAUUUAGUUAUGAUGUUAGCGACUGCCCAUCCCGUGACGAAAUGACCAACGCAUUCGGGUGGAUGCGACGCGCAAAGAAAGCCCGCUACGUCAGGAUAUAUGGUGGUUGUGACAGCCAAGGUUUUGAUAACGAUGUGAUAGAAGCAGCAGCGCAAGCAGGAGUAGGAAUUUAUGCUCUGAUCUGGUUCGGAUUUGACAAUGAUACUAAAUGGAAAGGCCGAAAAGAGCGCCUUCUUCAGGCAAUCAAAGAUAAUCCCAAGGCUCCCUAUGUCGUUCGUGCGGUCACCUGUGGUUCCGAGCCAUUAUUCGAUUCUGUGCUACCCGUAGAAGACCUAGUGGCACAGAUCCAGGAUCUCAAACGAGAACUUGGUCCCUUCGGCAUACAAGUGACUCUAUCAGAGAUGCCGGCCGGAUACCAAGCCCACAACGAUACGCCCGAAAUCUUCAACGCGGUCGAUUUUGUCAGCCUUCAUAGUUUUGGCUUUUUUGAGCAAAAUGCCACCACGGCUGAUCGCGCGAGCGUUUCCAUCCGACGAGACGUGGAAUACGGUCUCCGGCAUGGCGGGGGCAAGAAAGUGGUCAUCACUCAGACUGGCUGGCCCAGUAAUACAGAUGUUUGGAAAGCCAACUCUCCGAAAGCAAUUGCCAGCAUUGAGCAAGAAGCUCUUUAUUACAAAAUGCUCGACAGGCAAUGCCGCUACUUCAAAGCCAGUAGGAUUGGCUGGUUUUCACACGUCUACAAUGAUGCGACCUUACCAGGGUGGGGAAUAAUGUAUGGAAACGGCACCGAAAAAUUUAGCUUCAAUCCUAGGAUUCACUGCUGA
Molecule: messenger RNA, 1056 nt
Organism: Puccinia triticina
Lineage: Eukaryota; Fungi; Basidiomycota; Pucciniomycetes; Pucciniales; Pucciniaceae
Exons: 6
Coding region: 1-1056 (351 amino acids)
Source: RefSeq, a predicted model, not a curated record